Brassica oleracea var. oleracea is the source of this 1670-nucleotide messenger RNA. RefSeq names its product probable folate-biopterin transporter 4. The transcript has 7 exons. NCBI's taxonomy places the organism in Eukaryota, Viridiplantae, Streptophyta, Magnoliopsida, Brassicales, Brassicaceae. The coding region runs from base 154 to 1626 and encodes 490 amino acids. The record is from RefSeq and is a predicted model, not a curated record. Gene Ontology annotation, cellular component: membrane.
ACCGAAACAAUUGAAUGUUGGGAGGAGGAAGCCAUAAUAAAUCUGGGAAAGAAAUUCCGUUAUAAGAUCAAACUUUUCCCGAGAAAAGAAGGAACGAACGGAAGAGAUACGUGAGUUUUAGAUGAUCAGAAGAAGAAGCUGAAGAAGAAGAAGAUGAUGAUACAUUGGUUUAAGCAGCUGCGAUCCGCGUUUGGCGUCGCGUUUCUGUGGCUCGUUUGCCUCAUCUACUUCACUCAGGGAUUUAGAUCGUUUGUGUGGACAGCAGUUUCGUACCAGCUCAAAGACAGGCUUCAGCUAUCACCAUCAGCUUCUCAGUUCGUCUUUUCUGUCGCCUUCUUUCCAUGGAGCAUCAAACCAUUAUACGGAAUCAUCUCAGAUUGUAUCCCUAUAGGAGGGAAGAAGAGGACACCGUACUUGGUGAUAUCGACAGUGCUCUCUCUUGUUCCAUGGCUCUUGCUCGGUCUAGACUCAACCUCCCGAAGUUCCAGCCUCUAUCUCAUGAUUUUCUUGACCGUACAAAAUCUUGGAUCAGCCAUGGCUGAUGUUGUGAUAGAUGCCAUGAUCGCUGAGGCUGUAAGAAUUGAAAAGUCUUCGUUUGCUGGAGAUCUUCAGUCUGUCUCAUGGUUUGCUAUGGCUGUGGGUGGUAUCUGCGGUAGUCUCUUAGGAGGCUACGCAUUGACCAACUUGAACAUAGAAACAAUCUUCCUCCUUUUCACGGUGUUGCCUGCGUUACAGCUACUUUCAUGUCCUCUCGUUGAAGAGAUUCCUAGCAAUGAACCGUUGCCUGAGCUGCUGGACUCGGACGAGUUUGAAGAGAAGAAGAGCAAUGAUACCUAUCUAGACACGAAGAAGUCGAACACAAGAAGAAGGAAAGGGCAGAAGAAAGGUAAGAAAGGAGCUUCCAGUGGAAAGAGUGAGACACACAAGAAGCAAUCAAAGUCUUUAGCUUCAAAGUUGUUCCAGUCAUUGAAAGCAGCCGCUUUGGAAUUAUGUCGUGCGUUCAAACAACCGAUCAUUUUGAGACCAAUGGCGUGGUUUUUCAUAGCGCAUAUCACCGUGCCAAACCUCUCUACGGUCAUGUUCUAUUACCAAACCGAGGUGUUGCAGUUAGACGCUUCUUUCCUAGGAACAGCCCGUGUUGUUGGUUGGUUAGGUCUCAUGCUUGGAACCUUUAUCUACAACCGCUAUCUCACAAAUAUGACUCUCCGCAAAUCUCUCUUGUUUGCUCACAUUGGGCUGUCUAUAACCAUACUCCUCGAUAUGACCUUGGUGUCUAGAGCAAAUGUGGGUUAUGGAGUAUCAGACAAGACAAUGGUUCUCUUCGGAUCUGCUCUAGGUGAUGCCAUCAAUCAACUCAAAUUCAUGCCGUUCUUGAUCUUGUCUGGUCGUCUAUGUCCUCCUGGGAUUGAAGGAACACUGUUUGCGCUGUUUAUGUCGAUAAACAACCUUGGGAACACAGUUGGAUCGUUCAUGGGAGCAGGAUUGGCUUCACUUCUUGGAAUCUCUUCAGGGUCCUUUGAGAAUAUGUUUGUGGGCUUAGCCAUUCAAGUGUUUUGCACUUAUAUACCCGUGUUGUUUCUUUUCUUGAUACCCAAGGAAGCUACAGGAGUGUCAGCUUCUUCAUAGGCUAGAGAGCAAAGAUAUUUUCUAAUAUAAAAGUUUUGAGAUCA